Molecule: messenger RNA, 483 nt
Organism: Paramuricea clavata
Lineage: Eukaryota; Metazoa; Cnidaria; Anthozoa; Malacalcyonacea; Plexauridae
Source: the annotation of a GenBank genome assembly
CCUUCUACGUCAUCUGCCACCUGCGGUCAGAUUGAAAGCCAGCCUUGCAUCGGCAUUCCGCAACCACAACGUCGCCAAUUAAGUUGUGUUGAUAUACAGCAGCAAAGCAAUGCAAUCAAUCGUUUUGCUUCCUGGAAUUCCAGCAUGUCCCCAUACCGGUACGAAUUGGUUCUUUUACCAAAUUCUGUCACAAAAUGCUGUGGCUGUUAUCAAGAGUUCACGCAAGGAUAUCGAAUGCCACCUAAUAACCUGGUUGUUAGGCAUAUGAACAGAAUGAUAACUGGACGUGACCAAAGCGGACAAUUGUUAUUUAAUCCAGACUUUAAAGCCACGUAUUAUCAUCCUGUUAAAGAGCAUAUUAUGCUAAAGAAUCCUGUAUUUGAUGGUCGUGUCGUCGUCGUUCCCGUUCUGUCUCAGAUGCUUUCACCAGACCAUCUUCAUGUUGUUAACAAUGUACUAAAUCUUGAUUUUAAUUAUCUUUAG